Molecule: messenger RNA, 1101 nt
Organism: Fraxinus pennsylvanica
Lineage: Eukaryota; Viridiplantae; Streptophyta; Magnoliopsida; Lamiales; Oleaceae
Source: the annotation of a GenBank genome assembly
AUGAAGGUUGAAGUAGUUGUAGUUUCCAAGGAAAUCAUCAAGCCAUCUUCUCCAACUCCUGACUUGCUUCGAAAAUACCAGCUUUCAUAUAUUGAUCAAAUAGCCCCUCCUCUUUUUAUGCCUUACAUUUAUUUCUAUCCCGCAGAUGGAAGAAGCAGCAACUGGGAGAGAUCAAACCGGAUGAAAGAGUCGCUACCAGAGGCCUUGACACGAUUUUAUCCUCUGGCAGGAAAGCUGGUGGACCGUCUCUAUGUUGACUGCAAUGAUGUUGGAGUUGAGUUCUUCCAGGCUAAAGCAGAGGUAAAGCUGUCCGAAAUUCUUUCAAAUCCAAUCCCUGGCGAACUCAACAAAUUUCUUCCUCAUGACCCGAAUGAUUUUAGAGAUUUUUGCACGGCUGUUCAAGUCAGCUUCCUGACUUGUGGCGGAAUGGCUGUUGGUUUUGUGGUUUCUCACAAGAUUGCAGAUGCCGUAUCCAUGGGCAUGUUUAUAAACAGCUGGGCAGCCAUUACUCGUGGGGAUAGUGAUAUUCCAUAUCCUAAGUUUGAGGGUGCAACUCUUUUCCCACCAAGAAAUCUUGGCUCUCAAUCAGAUCUGGUGAUUAAGGAAAGACCUGUAACUAAGUUAUUUGUGUUUUCUAAGUCUAAGAUUGAUGCCCUAAAAGACAAGUAUGCCAAAAUAAAUGGUGGAAGGCUGCGUCCCACGAGGAUUGAGGCACUCUCAACUUUCGUAUGGAGCCGUUUCAUGGCUUCCACUCAAGCAAAAUCCAAUGACAACAAGAUUUACUCAUUAAUAGAACCCAUAAUCAACCUCCGUCCAAGAUUUGAGCCACCAUUAACCAAUUAUUAUUUUGGGAAUAUUUGGUGGCCAAUAGGGGCUACAUUAACGAUGACGGAUAAAGAUUAUGAGAAAGAAAGUUUUAAACUUGUGGGCAAAAUUAGAGAAGCCAUAACUAGUGUGAAUCGUGAUUAUGUGGCAAAACUUCGAGAGGGUCUCAUCCCAAAACUGGACAUUAUAGAUGAGCACCUGGUUAGAUUUGGGUUCACCAGUUUGUGCAGGUUUCCCUUAUAUGACGUAGACUUUGGAUGGGGUAAGCCAAUAUGA